Molecule: messenger RNA, 3860 nt
Organism: Pseudophryne corroboree (corroboree frog)
Lineage: Eukaryota; Metazoa; Chordata; Amphibia; Anura; Myobatrachidae
Gene: ANKRD10
Product: ankyrin repeat domain 10
Exons: 6
Coding region: 111-1331 (406 amino acids)
Molecular function (GO): protein binding
Source: RefSeq, a predicted model, not a curated record
AUUGAGACAGCAGAGCAGUGGCAGCAGGGGGCGGGGCGCGCAUUGCUCCUCCCUCACUCCCGGUGUGCUGCUGCUUCUGGUUAGCUGCUGCAGUUGAGCUGAGAGCAGUCAUGUCUGUGUGCUCGGAGCUCGGAUUCUCCAGCGAGGAGGUACUAAAUCUCCGCUUCCCACUUCACCGAGCCUGCCGGGAUGGGGACCUCCGCUGCCUCCGGUCCCUGCUGCAGGGCCCGCCCGGGACCACUGCUAUGCAGCUGGGCAAGGAAGACACCUGCUACGGCUGGACGCCCAUACAUUGGGCCGCACACUUCGGAAAGUUGGAGUGCCUGAUCCAGCUGGUCGGAGCAGGGUGCUCUGUUAAUGCCGGUACGACUCGGUUUGCUCAGACUCCAGCACACAUUGCUGCGUUUGGAGGACAUCCUCACUGCCUAUUAUGGUUGAUUCAAGCAGGUGCCCAUGUAAAUAAACAGGACUACGUAGGGGAGACCCCCGUGCACAAAGCAGCAAGGGCUGGUAGUAUGGACUGCCUUAAGGCCCUUGUGUCCAGUGGAGCGCAAAUAGACUUUAGGAAUGCCAGUGGCUUGACAGCGGCUGACCUUGCACACUCCCAAGGUUUUCGAGAGUGUGCUCAAUUCCUCCUAAACCUCCAGAACAGUCAGCUGAACGGUUUCUAUUGUAGCAGCUCCUUAAAUGGAGGUCAACAGAACAACUCAUCUAAUCAUUUUAAUGGAGGAACAAACAACCGCAAACGGUCUUUUCAUGAUUUGGAGGCCUCUACUUUCAAGAAGCUUAGAACGGAGGCAAGCAGCUUUGUCACAAGUCCGACCAAGUACGUGGCAGGAGGGAUGGAAGAUGAUGAUGAGAACAUGCAUGUAGAAACUCUCUCAGAAAUAUCAGAUAUGAAUGGUAGCACGCACAGUACAUUAACAAACGGACAAGAAAAUAAUGAACACGUUGCACCUCUCGGCGAAAUGGAAACCAGUCCUUCCAAGUGCCUUCUGUCAUCCAAAGGAUUCUGCAAUGUCACAAAUGGGAACCAAGAGAGCCUAGAUGGGCAUGGAACUGCCACUGACCAUAACACUGAAGCUGCGACUUCCCAAUAUUGUGGCUCUUUGCAUCUUAAUGGUAGCCCUGAUAGUUGUAUGACUCCUAGGCCUACCUGGGGGGAGGGGCUUGCUGAUGCUUUGCAGUAUGGAUAUUACCAUGGCUUUGGUGAUUCCGCUGAAAGCUUGCCUGAGUUCAGUAGUCUUAUAGAUCAUUGUGAUUCCGUAAAUGUUGAACAUAAGUACAAAAGUGCAUUCAUAAGCACACUUCACCAAUAUCAGGGAUUCUGAGGUUACCUAAUUGCCUGUAAGAAAUACGUUUUGUAUAAUAAAACAUUUCAAUACUAAACCUUAUAAUUGAACAUAUUGCAGAUGAAAGCCAUUUCUAUUAAGAUGAAUUAUGGAGGAUUUUUAUUUUGUUGCUGGUUACAUUUCCAGAGAAAAUUUCCAGGCAGUGCUGCCCAGCUUCAUAAUUUAGGCAAUGGUUGUUGGCAUUUCACAAUCCCCAUUAAGUUGUCAUUUUUGUUAAAAGCAGCUUUAAAUGCGAAAACAACUUUUGUACAUGUGAAAAUGUUCAUUGUUUUUGUAGCACAUAUAGAUGUAAAACGUUUACCAAUGCACUUCUGUAGGGACGUUUGGAUCCCUGCAAUGUGAGAAAACAAAGUAGACUGGUAUAAGGGCAGGGAUUUUCUAACUCGCAAGUGCUUUUUUUUUUUUAUCCACUUUUGUAACUUUUUUGUUUCUUUUCUAAAAUGUUUAGAUUCAUAGGCAGCUAACCUAGUAGUAACUACAUGCGUUUUACUAACGUUAAUGUUGGUAAAACCAUUACUAGGCCUUUAGUAUCAUUCUGCUUGUGUUACAGUUUUAAAACAUUUGUUCCAUCCACAUGCAAGUACUGUGGGUAUUGUAUUGUGGAAAGCUAUAGAUCAGGGGUUCUCAAACUCGGUCCUCAGGACCCCACACAGUGCAUGUUUUGCAGGUAACCCAGCAGGUGCACAGGUUACUUGUUAAAAGGUCCGCAGGUGGAGUAAUUAUUUCACUUGUGAUUUUGUGAGGAGACCUGCAAAACAUGCACUGUGUGGGGGGGGUCCUGAGGACCGAGUUUGAGAACCUGUGCUAUAGAUAGUUCUGAAUGCAUUAGACAUGCAUUUUUACUAGCAUUUAAAGAAAACAAAUCUCACUGCUGCAGUGCAAGUGUGUACCUGGCCUAAAGGUUACUUGGCUUUAGAGUCCCUCUGUCUGUAGGCAUUACUGCUUACAUUAAAUGAUGAGGCUGCCUCCCCUAUGUCACACUUAGCUAUUCAUGCUAAACAUUAAACCCAGUUAUGUUGAGAAACAAUAUUGAUGCUUGAUAUCAUGAGCAGACAAUAAUGUAUCAAACACCAUAAAAGGACUUGGUAAUACAUUCUCCUUGGCCUAACCAUUGUCUAUGUGAUGUUACAAAAGUGAGCCGUUAGCCUUUUGACUUUUUAAAAAUGUUUUCAUUUUAUUUCUUUUCUAUGCAAAAUAUUAAGGAAAGUGGUUAAUUCUGUUUUGUUUCAGUGUAUCUUUGUAAUAGAUGUCAAUAUGUUAAUAUUCAAUUACUAUGUGCCUAUGUUUAUUGUAUAUGGUUAAGCAGUGCUUAUUCCUUAAUAUGUAGAUAUAUUGUGCUCAAAGUAAACUUUUUAUGUAAAGGACAAGUCCACGUCUAGUGGAGCUUUCGUUAAAUAAAUAGCCCCCAAAGUUAAAAAUAGUCUGCUCUAGCUGCCAUUACUGGAGGGUUAAGUAUACGUAUAGUCCUAUAAUUGAGCUGUUCCUCUUGCUUUUGGCCUAGAGGUGAGGUUACCAGUUUGAAAACCUCCAUUACUUGCUGUAGAUUUAAUUAAUGAAAACAGUGCAAACUUAGGAGAUGUUAUGUAUAAACGAUGUUCUUUUUUUUUUCUUUUUUUGUAGACCAAAAAGGUUGUUUUUUCAUGUUUAGUUAAUAGCUGUUCAGGUUUGUUUUUACUUUGAGCUGACACAAUUAAACAAGGCAGUCUGAUAUUUUCUUGGCUGUGUUAAUUUAAGGUAUGUUGGAGGCUACAGUUUAUGUAAGGCAAGCUUGUCUUAACUACAGCCUAUAAUAGUCUGAACUCAUGUUUGCAGGAAAGGUAGUUAUAUCAUUUUAACACAGCAAUUCAGAGUAAUAAGUGAGAUGUGGCCGUAUGGCUUGUUUUAUUAAAUCUAAAACUGGACAAGACUUUAAAGGUCCCGUCAUUGUGUUUGCAUAUUAAUUUGGUAUGGCUUGAGUGGGGUUUUUUUUUUUUUGUAGCUUAAAAUCAUUGCUUUUUGUGUCUGUGUGUAUUCUCAGUAUAUCUAUAUUUGCUGCAAGUUUUGCUUUGUUACAGCUGAGAUUGCCACUUACUCAGUGCAAGGAGUGAAGAGGUACCAUAUGUACUGCAUAAGGAUAUAUGGUGCUUAUGUAACCAUUUUUACUUUGUCUGGUGACCAGGCUACAACCUUAAUUCCAGGUUCAGACCGGACUAAUCGAAAUACAAGUUCACUGACAGUCUGCUCAGCUUGUAGUCAAACUCCUGCUGUAGCAGUUUCAGAUAGAAACUAUAAAUGGAAGCUUGCUUAUCGCCAUUAUUAGCAGAGCUGACAAAGCAAUAUACUGCAUAAGCCUAUCCUCACUGAGUUGGUGGCACAAGCAUUUUUGUUCAAAAACCAACAUGAUCUGUUUUGACUAUUAUUUUUCUUCAGGUUUGGUUUUGAUUUUUUUGUACAGUUGAACAUUGCAAAGGGAAUGCAUGUGCCCUGAACCGUUUGUUUAAAAAAAGAAAUAAAACUGUUAAUGCAUUA